AUGAGUGCUGAAAAGGUGGAAGGUUCGUCAGCUCCACGAGACCCGUACGAGGUUCUUUCUGUAUCAAAGGACGCAAACGAUCAGGAAAUCAAACUCGCGUACACAAUCUUGUCUCACAAGUAUCAUCCGGACAAGAAUGCUAACAACAAUCUUGAAGCUUCUAAUCUUUUCAAUGAAGUUGAACUUUCCUAUCGCAUUUUGUCUGACCCUGAAAAGAGAAGACAAUAUGACAAUGGAGGGUUUGAGGCACUUGAUGGUGAUGAAAUGGACAUGGAAUUUGACUUGUCUAACCUUGGGACUGUAGAUACCAUGUUUGUAGCAUUGUUCAGACACCUAGGUGCGCCUGUCAAGACUACUGUAUCUGCCAAUGUUCUUGAAGAGGCUAUGAAUGGAACUGUUACAGUUAGGGGCCUUCCGAUUGGUACUUCAGUUAGUGGGAAGGUAGACAAGCAAUGCGCUCAUUUCUUUAGAGUUACAAUAAGUGAACAACAAGCUGAAUCAGGGGUUGUUGUUAGAGUAACUUCAACAGCACAAAGCAAAUUUAAGUUGCUUUAUUUUGAUCAAGAUUCAAGUGGCGGCUAUAGUUUGGCCUUACAGGAAGAGAGUGUGAGAACAUGCAAAGUAACAUCAGCUGGCAUGUAUUUCUUGCAUUUUCAAGUAUACCGCAUGGAAUCAACAGUCAAUGAGUUAGCUGCAGCCAAUGACCCUGAAUAUGCUUUCUUCAAGCAGUUGGAAGGUCUUCAACCUUGUGAGGUUUCGGAACUGAAAGCUGGCACACAUAUAUUUGCAGUUUAUGGUGAUAACUACUUUAGGUCUUCUUCCUACACAAUUGAAGCACUAUGUGCCAAGAGUUAUGAGGAUACAACAGAGAAGAUGAAGGAGAUUGAAGCUCAGAUUAUAAGAAAGAGAAACGAGUUGCGGCAGUUUGAGGCAGAGUACUACAAAGCUAUAGCGUGUUAUGAAGAAGUUACCAACAGAUAUACCCAGGAGAAGCAAAUUGUGGAUGAACUGCUAAAGCAAAGGGAUACAAUCCAUUCGUCCUUCUCUGUCGUGAAGACACAAAGUGGCAACAAAUUGAGCAAUGGAAGUAGCGGCAACGCUCAGGGAGAGGAAGGCGGACAAGAGAGUAAAGACAGGUCCACAAGAAAAUGGUUCAACUGGAACCUCAAUGGAUCUGAUCAUAAGAAACUUAUUUGA
This is a messenger RNA of Camelina sativa (false flax), 1197 nucleotides long. The record is from RefSeq and is a predicted model, not a curated record. Lineage: Eukaryota; Viridiplantae; Streptophyta; Magnoliopsida; Brassicales; Brassicaceae.